AUGACAGAUUGCCUCCAAAAGCUGGCCUCAGUCUCCCUUAUCUCCCCACUACUUGUAGUCAGCACGAAGAGGUUCUUCUUUGAGGAUUUGAAGCGCAAGUUCGUGACGGAACUCAUUCAUCCUGCAGUACAGGCAAACUGCAUUUAUGAGAACGUCUACCUCCCCAGAACGUCUCUCGAUCACCAAGUGAUCGCUUGCAAAAUGAUGGUCAUUGCUGACAGAGGGGAUUGCGGGAAAGUCCUCAUCCGUUUCGGAUUUGCCUUCUACGGCUUGAAGCCCGACAUCAAGGUGAUCGCACCUUGCUGCCAGGCACUUCUCACCUAUGCAGCAGAGAAGAAGAUACCCGUCCAGCAGACCACCCUCAUCACCACACCCGAGAAUGCUCCUGACAUGCCCGAGCGCAUCUCGAUCCACUUUGAGCAUGGCCUCCCCAUCAAGUACACUGAUGCAGUUGAGAUCUUCAUCACGCUGAAUGCGCUCAUGCGCAGGCAUGGCAUUGGGUGCAUCAACAUCGUCGAGAACCGCUUCAUCGGCAUCAAAUUGCGUGGGUGCUACAAGUCACCUGCGGCGACGAUCCUCCGUGUCGCACACAAAGACAUCGAGGGCCUCGCACUCGACCGCAACAUCCAUGCACUUCGUGAUCAGUUCAUGACCGUUGAGCUUAACUCCAAGAGCGAGUUCAUGGUGAGCUCGAUCCUGAGCAGUCAGCAAACCGUGAACGGCGUCAUCUGCCUCAAGCUGUACAAGGGUCCAUUUGUCAUGGAGGGCCAGUUGUCAGAGGAGGUUCUUUAUAAUGAGAAGCAGUCCUCGAUGGAUGAGCUCGGCAGCUUCGAGCCGACCGGUGCGACGGGCUUCAUCCAGAUUGAGUCCAUUUGCAUCAAAAAGCGCAAUUUGCUUUCAGAUUUGCCAACAUCUGCAAGGGUCAAGCUCGCAUUGAGCCUAAGGGCACCUCGUGUCUAA
Laetiporus sulphureus 93-53 is the source of this 960-nucleotide messenger RNA. RefSeq names its product argininosuccinate synthetase. The record is from RefSeq and is a predicted model, not a curated record. Lineage: Eukaryota; Fungi; Basidiomycota; Agaricomycetes; Polyporales; Laetiporaceae. Gene Ontology annotation, molecular function: ATP binding; argininosuccinate synthase activity. Gene Ontology annotation, cellular component: cytoplasm. The coding region runs from base 1 to 960 and encodes 319 amino acids. Gene Ontology annotation, biological process: urea cycle; L-arginine biosynthetic process. The transcript is spliced from 10 exons.